Fusarium pseudograminearum CS3096 is the source of this 735-nucleotide messenger RNA. RefSeq lists its product as uncharacterized. Gene Ontology annotation, cellular component: nucleolus; preribosome, large subunit precursor. Gene Ontology annotation, biological process: rRNA processing; nuclear-transcribed mRNA catabolic process; ribosomal large subunit biogenesis. The record is from RefSeq and is a predicted model, not a curated record. NCBI's taxonomy places the organism in Eukaryota, Fungi, Ascomycota, Sordariomycetes, Hypocreales, Nectriaceae. The transcript is spliced from 3 exons. Gene Ontology annotation, molecular function: RNA binding. The coding region runs from base 1 to 735 and encodes 244 amino acids.
AUGCCCAAGUCAAGACGCGCAAAGGUCGUCCACCUUACCCAGGUCGACAAGAAGACGCGCGAGAACAAGGACAAGCUCUUCCAGAACAUCCGCGACACUGUCCCCGAGUACCAGAACUGCUUCGUCUUCAGCGUUGACAACAUGCGAAACAACCACCUCAAGGAUGUUCGACGUGAGCUCUCUGACUGCCGUGUCUUCUUUGGCAAGACAAAGCUCAUGGCCAAGGCCCUUGGUCAGACUCCCGAGGAGGCUAUCGCUCCUGGAAUCGAGCACCUUAGCAAAUACUUCACCGGCACUGUCGGCCUAAUUUUGACCAACCGUCCCGCCGAAGAAAUCCUCACUUACUUUGAGAACCUCGCUCCUGUCGACUUUGCCCGCGCCGGCGCCGUCGCCACCCGCGACUUCUCUAUUCCUACUGGUGUCGUCUACGCUACCGCCGGCGAGGUCCCCGCCGAGCACGAUGUUCCUCUGGCGCACACCAUCGAGCCCGAGCUGCGACGUCUUGGUGUCCCUACCCGCAUGGUCAAGGGUCGAGUCGUUCUUGGUGAUGAGUCUGGCCAGGGUGAGGAGUACACUGUCUGCAAGGAGGGUGAUGUUUUGGAUUCGCGACAGACAAGGUUGCUCAAGCUCUUUGAUAUGUGCAUGAGCGAGUUCAAGGUCAAGGUGCUAGCAUACUGGAACGCUGGCAGCUCUGAGGUGACAGAAGUCAACACCAAUGCUAUGGACGAGAAUUAG